Stegostoma tigrinum is the source of this 9920-nucleotide messenger RNA. It is a transcript of the gene caskin1, whose product is annotated as CASK interacting protein 1. Bases 228 to 4967 code for a protein of 1579 amino acids. NCBI's taxonomy places the organism in Eukaryota, Metazoa, Chordata, Chondrichthyes, Orectolobiformes, Stegostomatidae. The record is from RefSeq and is a predicted model, not a curated record. The transcript is spliced from 21 exons. Gene Ontology annotation, molecular function: protein binding.
AGAGCUGUUUUGGUUUGUGAUACAAGAGACGAGGUGCUGGCUGUCUAUGCCUUUCACCCAUCGGUAGCUCUCCUCCUGUCCCUGCCUCUAUGCACACGCACUGCCAGGCAUAGUCUUCCUCCCUCUCUCUGUGUGUGUGUGUGUCUCUCUCUCGCUUCAGCUCCUAAAACGUAAGAUGCAUCGGAUAUAAAAACACGCGCAUACACACACACACACAUCAACAAGCCAUGGGGAAAGAUCAGGAAUUACUGCAAGCUGUCAAAACCGAAGAUGUAGCUGCAGUGCAGAAGCUGUUGCAAAGGCCGAAACAAGGCAAAGCGAAGCUGUUAGGAUCUGCCAAGAGAGUGAAUGUGAACUUUCAAGAUCUGGAUGGAUUUUCUGCUCUGCACCAUGCUGCACUCAAUGGGAACACUGAGCUCAUCUCCCUAUUGAUUGAAGCCCAGGCUACUGUGGAUAUCAAGGACAAUAAAGCUAUGAGGCCGUUGCACUAUGCUGCGUGGCAAGGGAAGGCUGAGCCAAUGAAAAUGCUCCUGAAGGCAGGGUCAAGUCUCAACUCCCAAUCAGACGAAGGCCAAAUCCCAUUGCACCUUGCUGCACAGCACGGACACUAUGAAGUGUCUGAGAUGCUUUUGCAACAUCAGUCAAACCCGUGUAUCGUGGACAUUGCUGGCAAGACACCCUUGGACCUGGCCUGUGAAUUUGGCAGAGUUGGGGUGGUACAGUUACUCCUAAGCAGCAACAUGUGUGCUGCUCUGCUUGAAGCAAAGCCUGGGGAUAUCACCGAUCCCAAUGGAACCAGCCCACUACAUCUGGCUGCCAAGAACGGACAUAUCGACAUAAUAAGGCUUCUGCUCCAGGCUGGAAUUGAUAUCAAUCGUCAGACAAAGGCUGGAACAGCUUUACAUGAAGCUGCGCUCUGUGGGAAGACUGAUGUGGUUCGCUUGCUACUGGAAAGCGGGAUUAAUGCACACAUCAAGAACACUUACAAUCAGACGGCCCUGGACAUUGUUCAUCAAUUCACAGCAACACAAGCUAGUAAAGAGAUUAAGCAAAUGCUCAGAGAUGCUUCUGCUGCCCUGCAGGUCAGGGCUGUGAAGGACUACUGUAACAAUUAUGACCUGACCAGCCUUAAUGUCAAAACAGGGGAUGUUAUUACAGUUCUGGAGCAGCAUCCUGACGGGAGGUGGAAAGGCUGUAUCCAUGACAACAGAACUGGCAAUGACAGAGUGGGCUAUUUCCCAUCAUCUAUUGCGGAGGUGAUUAACAAGAGAUCAGGUUCUUGGGACGCAGUUAUUUAUGCCCACAGUUGUCAGCAAUAUCACAAGAUACAGCUCACGGCCUAUGGCACUGCAAUAGUCAAUGGUGACUCCUCUCAUCACUUUAAUUCCCUGCCACCACCCCCUCCACCUCCACCUUUCAAUCAUCAGCCACUUUUCAGUUCCUUUGGUUAUCACAGAGCCAAUAGCAGUAUAGAAGAAUUACCCCAUGGACAAGGUUCCCGCGGUUCUGAGUCAAGUCCUUCCCACCUGUCUCCAGUGCAACCAGUCACGACCACGCCUGAGGAGAUCUGGGUGCUACGGAAACCAUUUGCAGGUGGGGACCGCAGCAGUGCGGGGAGCACAGGAAGCGUGGCCACUGUUCGGAGCUCAGGAAGUGGACAGAGUGCAGGGGGUGCUGCUACAGCCCCAGUUCCUGAGGGGAGUAAGUUUCUGCCAACAGUGCUAACUCAGAAGGGAUCGGCACCAGAGACGACAGGAGGUGAAGGAGUUACCAAAUCAGAGCAGCCUGCAGGAGCUGCCCAGCCGCAGAGCGGAUCCAGCUGCCCAUUGGGAGGACAACCAUACAGUGAACCACAGCUGAAGAAGGCUGACACACAGUCAGAAACGAAGAGCCCAGAGACAGUUUAUAACUGGCUUAGUGAAUUCCAACUCCAGCAGUAUGCUGCUAACUUUGUCAAUGCUGGCUAUGACAUUCCAACUAUCAGCCGCAUGACCCCUGAGGACCUAACAGCAAUUGGAGUAACAAAACCUGGACAUAGGAAAAAGAUUGCCAUUGAAAUAAAUCGACUGAAUCUCUCAGAGUGGUUGCCCAACUACCAACCAAAUGACCUGAUGGAAUGGCUCUCCAUCAUUGGCCUGGCACAAUAUUACAAGACACUUGUGGAGAACGGUUAUGAAAACAUCGAGUUCAUCACUGACGUCACCUGGGAGGACCUCCAGGAAAUUGGCAUCACAAAGUUGGGUCAUCAAAAGAAGUUCAUGCUCGCUGUGAAGAAACUGGCAGAAAUCCAGCGAGCCACCCGCUAUGAGCCUGGCACCUUGAAGAAGAAAGCCCCACAGUCAUUGGAGAUUGUGGCUAUAGACUCUCCUCAAGGUGAAAAUGCUGAAUGCCAGUCCCCCAAGAUGUCUACCUUCCAGGACAGCGAACUGACCAAUGAGCUGCAAGCUGCCAUGACCAGUGCUGGAGACGCGAAGGACAGCCUUGAGCCGAAACAAGCCAACCACACUGUGCCUGCUGUAGAGGGCACUGCCUACCAAGCAGAAGGGGCCACCCAGGAGAGUGACAACAGCAGCGGUGCCAAGGUGAAGCUGAAUGGCACCGCUCAGGACGUAGCGGGAGGAGGGAGCAAGCUACAAAAGGCAGCCCUGUCCAAAAGCCAGGAAAACCUCGAUAGCCCGAGCCAACGAUCGAUCGUCAUGGAAGCAGUUGGUCCCACGCGGCGCAGCCAUCGACAAGGGGUUCAAAGAGCAAGCAUACCACCAGCGCCUGGCAAGCCAAGAGAGUCCUUCUCUCACGCUCAUCAAGCGCUGGUCUCGAUGUCAACAUUCACCCCACCACAGACGCCCACAAAACCCAGGCCUUCCUCUCCGCAGACCCUCAAUGUCCCUCAGGCCACGGCCAAAGUGAAGCCCAUCCCUCAGCUCCUGCAGACGGACAGGCCCAUGUCCCCGAGGUCUCUGCCGCAGUCGCCCACUCACCGAGGCUUUGCCUAUGUCGUGCCGCAGCCCGUGGAAGGUGAGGGGUCGGUUGGGCCCGGCCACACAUCGAGCCCACUGGCCCAGGCCGUCCCCGUUCUGCCAGUUUCUGUCCCUGUUCUCUGCCUCCCUCCGCACGCCAACGAUUCCGAGGGAGACCUCUCGAGACCGAAGAAGCGAGCGCACAGCGUGAGCCGCUACGCCGUGUCUGACAGUGAGCAGGAGAAGGACGAGCUGGCCUUGCCUGACACAGGCCCAUAUGCCACCAUCCAGAGGCACGUGGCCCGCAGCCACUCGGUGAGGGCGCACUCGGCCGCCGACAAAAACGUCAACCGCAGCCAGUCAUUUGCGCUGAGGCCGAAGAAGAAAGGGCCGCCGCCACCACCACCCAAACGGUCCAGCUCAGCCAUUUCCAGCACCAACCUCGGUGACGACUUGCCAAAGGAGAAGGAGGCGGGCAGCCUCAAGGACCCCGACGCCAAGGCCAGGCUCAAGGAGCAGCGGAGGGCCAGCGAUUUUGGGGGGACCGUGGAGACGGGGAGCGCCGGCAGCGUGAAGAGCAUCGCUGCCAUGUUGGAGAUGUCAUCCAUCGGCGGCGGCGCCCGAGCCCUCACCCUUCACCGGUCGUUCAAGACAGAGAGGGGCCCCGGCGGCUCCUAUGGCCCGAUGGCACAGCCGGCCAGCUCGGAACAUUCCAGAGUCGCCACCAUUCUGGCCACUGUGAAGCGCGGGCCUCUCGACAGGUCCCGGGACGCGAUCGGGCUGGACGGUGAGGUCAUCAACCGGAGGCGGACCAUCAGUGGGCCCGUCACAGGCCUGAUCGCGGCUGCCAGGAAGGAGAAGGCCGACAGUGGCCCGCCUCCUGGGCCUGAGGCCGAGGUGCCCGUGGACAGGCUUCAGGUGGGUCCGACUGGAUCGUCCAGGAACAGUUCCUCAGAGAAUCUGCCGUUCGCCGAGGAAGGAAACCUGACCAUCAAGCAACGGCCUCGCCAGCCUUUGAAAACUGAUGGCGCGGAAUGUCUACCCCAUCUCCAGGUCAACUCCGAGCUUGUGAAGCAACAGUAUUCCGGCUUCACUGCGUUCGAACUCGCAAGCACACUGAAACGGAAAGGGAAGCCCAGGCCAACACAGCAGCAAGAGGUCACGGCCUUCCAUUUAACCGAGUCAAAUACUGUCAAAAGGCGUCCAAAAACCAGGGAGAAGGAUCAAUUGGAAUCUCCUCAGGAGGCCCAUCACCAUGCAAUGCUUCACAAUGGCACAGGAACAGUUAAAAGAAGGCCGGUGUCAGACAUGACAGGAGGAGAGACGUAUCCGAGCUUCUUGACUGUAGGAGAGAUCCCCCGAAGAAACAGCGGAGAGCAUGCCUCCCAGUUUUCAGACGGGGAGACGAAAAGACCUGUUAAGCCACCAGUGUCUCCAAAACCUUCCCUUACUCAGUCAACAGGUGUAAAAAGACAUGGACCGUCAGCAGCCAAUGCCAAGAAGUCUCCGUUGCCCGGUCCCGGGAGCCCAGAAGUGAAACGCGCUCCACCCCCUGUCUCCCCGAAACCAAUCCUACCUCCCCCUCUGACCCCUCCCAAACCCAUCAAACCCCAGACCAUUCUGCAGUCCUUGAGUGCAGGCCCCACCCCUGUCCCUUCUCCUGCCAAGCAACCAACCAUCAAAGCAGCAAGCACACCACCGUCCCUGUGUUCGAGCCCAGCUAAACCCAUCACCGGAGCUCAGCCCCAACAGGUCCCGGUCAAGCCACCAAGGUCCUCGAUAGCUGGCUCUUCCACAGAGAUGGCCACGACAGAAGUAGCACAACUGAAGCUGGAGGAGACCAGCGCUUCACUGGCAGCAGCUCUACAGGCUGUGGAGGAGAAGAUCAAACAUGACGAGGGCCAGGAAGCAAAGGCCACAUCUGAAGUUAAGAGCGCAGGCAGCAUUCUAGACGACAUCGGCAGCAUGUUUGACGAUUUGGCUGACCAACUGGAUGCCAUGUUAGAAUGAAGGAGAAGCAGUAAACAGCAAGAAAACCUCAGGACUCAAAGUGGGCACAGUGAUCUUUAAAAUCCUAUCCAGACCAGUCUCAGACUCAAUUCCCCUCGAUGAACCCAUUUUUUUGUUUUGCGUUUGUACAAUUUGAAUGAAAAACAAACAAAGCAAAAACCCAAUUUGAUUACCUCAGGAUCUGCGAAGAUCUGCAGGAUUCAAUUUACUGACAGCACAUUUCAACCAAAACAGUAAUAAAAUGGCUAAUGAUUCAGGAUCUACAGCAGACAGAGAUGAUGCAAGGUUAAAUCGUUAUAACAUUAGAUCUGAGAUCCUGCAAACACAAGGAUCUUUAAAUUCUUAAAUACUUUUUUUUUAAACAAGGUGUUAAUGUGAGAUGUAUAUGUACACUGUAAGCAUGAGAAAUAAGAUAGGUUUGUAAACAUUCAUCAGAGAUGAUGGAGAUGGCACACAAGGACAUGGUUAAAUUUCGAGCUGUUUUUUAAUCCCCUGAAUGCAAUGACAGUGACAAGAGGCUCACGGGAUUUGGGCUGGGCUGCUUUUUUAAUUAUGUUUCACGUUUAAUAGUAUUAGUAAUUUUGUCAAUUAGUGGUCACACAGAGAGUGUAAACAGAACAAUGCUGGAAAUGCUCAGUAUCUAUGGGGUGAAGAAAACCAGACCAACAAUUCAGGUCAAUGACCUUUCAUUAGAACUGGCAUGGGCGACUCAGCAAUUCUUCAAGGGUUAGAUGAAGGUACGAUGUUUAUGUAACAACACUUGAUUGUUCAGGAGAAGGAGGAAUUUACACAUGAGCAGAGGAACUGAGCCACUGUAUGGUUUAGUGUGUAAGUGCUCCAUGCAGCUGUCUCGGGAGUAACAGCUUUACUGUAGCUUCCCUGGCCCAGAAAAGUCAACUGUUCAGUCGGGUUUCCAGCUCCUUAUGAGUAUCUGGUCUCUACUGUUGCAAAAUGUCCAUGUCACACCUUUGUGGGCAAUAAUCACCAAUCUUGCUGCAGUGAGAUAGAUAGCCACCAAUCAAGGCCCAGGUUCGCAGUUGAAUAAUGACCAGUUGGGAAUGUGUCAGAGGACUUUUGACCAAUGAAUCAGCCCCUUCAGGGAUACAAAUCAAUCUCACAACAAGGUGCAAUAAUCUAAAAUGACGACGUUCAAAUGAAUAAUUUAUUUCCUGGCUAUCAUGUUGUUUAAUUAGAAUUCAAGCUUUUUGUUUAGGAGGUGAGGAAGAAUAGUGCGGAUUAAAACAUCUGAAAAUAAAGCAUAUUAAUUCUUGAUUCAAAUGGAAAAAAAAUACAAUUGAAUUUCACAUUGACAGAGAGACAAAUUUUUUGGUGAUAGAGGACAAGGUUUCUCAAAUGUCAGUCACACUUUCUGCCACCUCCUUGUGAAGGCAGGAUUGAGGUGAAAGUUGGACUUGAUGACGUCACCAAUUGUCAAGACAGCUAGAAUAAAGCCCUUGAUUCAAGGCAAACUAUUGCUGGGGGCGUUCAGUCAGAAUGCAGUCAUUCUCAUUCGCUCUAACGGUUAGUCCAGUGUUUUGUACUUAUGAGUGUUCCUUUUUCCCUCACGAGUUUGUCUCAUUCAAGAGUUUAGAAUUGAAUAAUUUCAAUUCCAUUCUCUUGAAUAUUUUGUUAGCUGUGUAAAAUAUUCAUACAAAUGCUAUAAAGGGUGCGAGCUAGAAGAGAGCAAUUUGAAUUCCAUCAAUUUUCUUCUUCUGGGUUUUGUUGCAUUCUUGGUGAGUAGCAGAUUUUAAGAAGGAAAGAACUUGCACAAAUAUAAUAUUUUCAUAUCCUCAGACCAUUGCACUGUCUACAGCCAUUUAGGUACAUUUGAAAUGUAGAGAAUGCUGUAACGUGUGCAAUGUGGUAUUUGUAUUUAUAUACAGGAAGCUCCCAGCAACAAAACAAGUGACCAAAUCAUCCUUUUUUAGUGCAUGGGUGAGUGGUCAGAACGCCAGGAAGAACUCCCCCGCUCUUCUUCAAAAUACUAUCAUGGAAUCUUCUAUAUUUAUUUGAGAGGGUGGACAGCACUUUGAACCUUUAACAUUUUGCCAGAAAGACAGCAGAGCAGCACCCACUGAACUGAGGAUGUGACAUUGGAAUAGACAUGUAGUUCAUCUGCGUUUAGUGAAUGGGAGUGCCAGGUAGAUAUUGUUUGGAACAACUCUCCUGCUCUGUGCUGAAUGGUGCCGUGCGGGAUCAUUGACAUGGCUCCUAGGGCCUUGGUUUGACAUCUGUCUGGAAUAUAGCAGCUCUGACAGGGCAGCACCCCCUCAGCACUGCACUGGGAGUUCCAGCAUAGCGCACUUCAGUGAGUAAGACUGCACCUGAAGAAUGCGUCAGGAAAAGGACUUCAUUAAGAGCAAUGGAAUGGAUGGGCAUUGAUCUGUCUCCGAGACACCGGGGACCAGUUUUGUUCGAUUCUCCUGCUAUCACUAUCAAAUAUUGCAGCGUCCUUUCAGCUUGAUUGAGAUUCUCAGGGCUCAGUUCCUAGUAAGACAGAGAGAGAAUCUUUAAGAAGUGUAAGAGAGAAAGGUUUGGAUGCUCAGUCACUGCCAGAGAAGCUGAAUUGCCAAAGCUUACAGUUUUAGUUUGCUAGGGCGGAAGGCUAUCUUCCUUCCACAGAGUACAAAGCAUCAUAUAUUUUUUAAAAAGUUUAUUUGUUUUGGGUGAACUCAGAUCCUGUGCUUGAUGUGCGUUGUGAUUUUGAAGUUGUCAGUUAAUGUUUCCCACCAGGCCAUCAAUAUAUUGAUAUAGAUCAGACCACUUUUUGAAAGGUGUUUGUGUUUCUUUUUUGUAGUCAGUUUGAUCAAGAAUCCCUCAUUCGCACCGUUCAAGAAUUUCAAUGUUUUACGGGCCUGGAGACCAUCCUGUAUUUUAUGUACUCGCAUAAUAUCCGACAGUCAGGCAAACAUACUGUAUCCCAGUAUGUUCCUUUACCCAGUGAGGUGUCUUUGGUUAGAACCAUUUCUCUGCAAAACUGUAACAAGAACGAUACACUGACUCACAAGAAAAAGUGAAAUAAAAUCCAAACUGGAAGGUCUAACUGUCCCCAUUGUCCCCUUUACGAACUUGCCCUUGUAUAUAACUGGUGUCUCCUCAAUUGUCUUUAUCCGCAGUGUAGCAAGUUAAAAAUCAAGACAAUGGCACACAAGGCUGGUCAUUUAGUCGUCUUCUUUGUUAUGGCUGCUGUAGAUAUAGAGCAACAGCUAUAAUGUUACAUUCAGGUGGUUGAGCUGGAUAACUGGGUCAAUAAUGGCUGAGUGUGUCACUGGGAGGCAUCAAGUCAUUAGACAUUCCACAGUCUGUUCUAUUGGCCACAGUCACACUGUGGAGAGAUUUUACUUUUCCAUUUGUCCAUCUAGUAUCCACAGCUGCCUUGGUUUAGUGCAGAAAUGACUCGUUUUCGCAACUGGACAUGCCCUUAAGUUAGAAAUCAUGUUAUUCAAAUUAAUCGAGGAAUGUCAAAUAAUUCCUUGACAUGCCCAUGGUACUAAGCUGGUCUAAACAUGGUGUCUGGCCUGUUUUAAAACAACAAAGUUCAGGGUUGCGAAUGCAAAAGAAGCAAAUAGCAAGACAGGGCGAAAUGCUCCCUGCAAUAUUCUCCACUUGCUGAAGGGUUAUGAACAAAGAACACUUUAUCCACACAGCCACCUACUUAAAUUUGCCUGUGCAGUUGUAAGCUCAAGGAUCCCGAAGGGCUUUUGCGCACAUUAUAAUAACACCAGCCUUAUUGGUUAGGUUAUGUUAGAAACGUUUUUAGAAGUGUUUGGCCUGUUAGGUAGUUCUAGAUGUGCAUCUUCUGCCUCCCUGUGGCAGAUUUGGGUCAUUGCAGAAAUAGAGAUUUGUGAAAGGGAAGCGUUAGAAUUUCCCGGUACGGAAAUCUGAACUACUUCAUCGCCCUUUUGGAAAAAAAAGCAAAAUUUUUUAAAACUUGCAAAUGAUCCCAUUGCAUAGGUGAGAGAUUUUACUGACCCAAGAUUCUAUCUAUAUUAAAUUAUAUAUUAAGAUGAUUAAACUCGAGCACAAACUGAAUUCUACUUUAUUUUGAAGCCAUUUUAAAAUAAGAUAUAUAUAAAUGAUGUUUUUUAGAUUAUCAUUUUAAUUUUGUUUUGUUUUCUUUUGGUUUUCAAUGUUGUAGAGAAAGCAUCGUGUGCUUUUUUUUAAAAAAAAUGAACAAUGACGUGCCUUGUUUAAGUUGAAGAUUUAUUUUGUCAAUUACUUUACGACAUUGAGUUUUACUUUGAAUUUCACUAGUAUGUGUGUUGGAGAGGAACACGCCUGUUGUAUUAACAUUGUACAAACCGUAUACAAAGUCUGGUUGAACGCCUGAAUUAUAAUAAAUGCAUCUAUCUGCCUGUGGUUUGAAAAAAAAGUGUCAAUUGUAAUUCUCGGAUUUGAGGUAUUAAUUGUCUUAUAUCGUGUCCAAUGACCCAGUGUGUUUGUCACAGUUUUGAAAUUUCUUCAAAGCCUGAAAAAUAACCGAUGUAAAUUGUAAAAAAACAAAAAAUUUAGAAAGCCCCAUAAAAAUUGUAUGACUGUUAUAUUUUUAUUAAGUUAUGAAACUGUAUCGUAUUUUCAUUAUGUAAAGCUAUGCAUCUUGACGCUUCAUGCUAUUCUGUGCUCUAUUGGGAGUGAUUAAUGUUAUUAGGUGUGUUGUGGUGUUUGAAGAGGAUUCCCUUUCUUGUCAGUUUUAUCUACAAGAAAAAAACUUCAAUCUUAUAUACAGAGAGUUGGAAGGAGAGAAAAUUGUCCACUUCAUGUAUUCCGGGAAGCCAGUUUAUUUUUAUCUUUUAAAAACAAGGGACUACAUUUUCAGUGGAAUUCCUCCAGCGUCAGGCUGCAAAAUGUGUAUGUCCUGUUGAAUUCUGCCAAUGACUGUAUCAUAUCCAACAUGACAGGCAUGUGGUAGUAUUGUGCUUGACUGAUUGCAUUUACUGCCAUUGGCUUUAAAUA